AUGUCCAACACAAUAGACACGGCCAAAUUGGCCCUGAUACCACAGGGAGCAGCCUAUGGCCUCCUCAUUGGGCUUGGAGUUCUUUUCUGCGGCGUUAUUCUCGUUGCUAUUCGAGUACAGAAGGCUUAUCUGUCAGAGGAUUCCGGGAAGAGUGAGAUGUUUAUGGUUGCAAAUCGAUCUGUCGGUACGGGCUUGACAGCUUCUGCCGUGUUCUCGUCAUGGAUGUGGAUCAAUGAAACGGUGUUGGCGGCCGCAAUGACGUAUCGUUAUGGAUUGGCGCUUCCUCUGUGGUGGGGAUCUGGUCUCUGUUUCCAAAUUGUACUAAUGGCUGCUCUGGGCGUCAUGGCGAAAAUUCGAGUUCCCUACGCGCAUACAUCACUUGAAAUUGUUCGAAUGCGAUAUGGUCGGAUUGCCCAUCUAACGUUUAUCGGACUCAAUCUGGUGAACAAUGUCUUUGGAUGCGCCUCAAUGAUCAUGACGGGCUCCCAGCUUAUCUAUGGCGUUUCUGGGAUGAACUUUGUCGCAGCAACUAUUCUCAUUCCACUUGGAGUCGUACUCUAUACAGCAGUGGGUGGUCUCAAAGCCACAUUUCUGACCGAUUUCUUACAUACUGCAAUUGCUUUGAUUCUCAUUAUCUAUUUCACUCUUGCCGUCUUAACCAACUCGAAAGUUGGAGGACUGAGUGGCCUUUACGACAAGGUGGUAGCUACAGCAAACGAUAAUUAUGUUUCCGGGAACUACGAAGGAUCGCUUCUCACUUUUAAGUCAAAGGGUGCCAUCAUCUGGGGGUUGAUCCUGAAAUUCGGGAACCUGGCCCUCGUCGUUAUGGAUACCGCGUUCUGGCAGAAAUCAUUUGCAACAGAAGUUCGAGCCACGGUUCCCGGCUACAUAAUUGCUGCACUAGCGGUGUUCGGGAUACCAUGGGGACUAGGAACCGUCAUUGGAUUGGCGACUCGAGCGAUCCACAAUACGCCAAUAUUCCCUACCUACCCCGGUCCGCUUACUGACACCGAGGUUAAUAUGGGCAUGGUCAUGCCAUAUACUCUGAAGGCUCUUAUCGGAGAUAGAGGAAUUAUCGGAUUCUUUUUCCUUCUUUUCAUGGCUCUUACCAGCACGGUUUCCUCGUCUUUGAUUGCCGUCAGCAGCAUUCUCUCCUACGAUGUCUACAAAACAUACCUCAACCCACAAGUGACAGACAAAAGGCUCGUCCGAGUGAGUCACUUGACAGUCGUUAUUCAUGGUGUGUUUAUCACUGGCAUUUCAAUUGCUAUGAAUUACGGAGGCGCCAACAUGACUUGGAUCAACUACUUGCGCCCUGUUAUCUCAUGCCCUGGUAUCAUCCCGCUAGUGCUCACCUUGUUUUGGUCACGUCAAACUCGCUUGGCUGCAAUUGUUGCUCCUGUCCUCGGAUUCUUCACAGGCCUCGCCGUCUGGCUUGCAACUGCCAAGUCAAUGUAUGGUGCCAUCAAUAUCGAUACCACCUCAAACGAGUAUCCGGCGCUCUAUGCAGCCAUCGCAUCGUUCUUCUCGCCCGGCCUAUAUUCGGUCGUGCUGUCGCUUUACAAACCUCAUAAAUUUGAUUGGCGCGAGUUUUUGCGCAUUGAACUGGCGGACGAAGCUCACCUUCAUGCCGGAUCAUACACGAGCACUCUCAAUGAAUCUAGCGAGCAAGAGCAGUCUUCGUCAGAAGCUGGCUCUAUGAAGCCAUUGCCUGCUAGCAAGCAGUCAGAACCUACAAACACCAUUGACCUUGAGGACACUGGUGCACUCAGAGAGAAGAGCCCUGUGUCGGCUACUUUAGCAGUUCCAGCUAGCCUCGAUGAUAUCCAGCAUCCAUUUGACAAAGAAACUUUGAAGGAGCUGUAUCGAUGGCUAAAGAUUGCCUCGAUACUCUUUAUUAUUGUUGUUUUAGUCACAUUUGUCGCCUGGCCCCUUCCACUAUACCGCGACUACAUAUUUACGAAGCCAUUUUUCUCUGGCUGGACGACAGUAGCCAUUAUUUGGCAGUUUGGUGCAUUUGGAGCUGUCGUGGUCUUCCCUCUUUACGAUGGAAGACAUGCAAUUGCAAGAGGAGUUAGAGGUGUCUCGAAAUCUUCUCUGGAGUACUUCAAUCGAGGCAAGCUGCCUUAA
Molecule: messenger RNA, 2130 nt
Organism: Penicillium riverlandense
Lineage: Eukaryota; Fungi; Ascomycota; Eurotiomycetes; Eurotiales; Aspergillaceae
Product: sodium:solute symporter family protein
Exons: 4
Coding region: 1-2130 (709 amino acids)
Biological process (GO): urea transmembrane transport
Cellular component (GO): plasma membrane
Molecular function (GO): urea transmembrane transporter activity
Source: RefSeq, a predicted model, not a curated record